UGUAAAGAAACAAGUUCAAGAAGAGACUGACAUGGAUUUCUUUGUUGAAGAACUAGAGCAACUGGAAAAUGACUUGGAUGUGGGAAGAACAAACAGGACAACAAAUCCCAAAAAGGAAGACAAACUGAAAGUCAUGAAAAAAAGUUCAAACGUACAACAUGCUACAGAUAAUGACAAACAAAGAAAAGUAAUAAAAGGAAGUCCAAAUGAACAAAAUACCAAUAGACAUGUUAAAAUUGUAACGAAACAAGUUCAAGAAGAGACUGACAUGGAUUUUUUUCUUGCAGAGUUAGAGCAACUGGAAAAUGACUUGGAUGUGGGAAUAAAGAACAGGACAACAAAUCCCAAAAAGGAAGACAAACUGAAAGUCAUGAAAAAAAGUUCAAACGUACAACAUGCUACAGAUAAUGACAAACAAAGAAAAGUAAUAAAAGGAAGUCCAAAUGAACAAAAUACCAAUAGACAUGUUAAAAUUGUAACGAAACAAGUUCAAGAAGAGACUGACAUGGAUUUUUUUCUUGCAGAGUUAGAGCAACUGGAAAAUGACUUGGAUGUGGGAAUAAAGAACAGGACAACAAAUCCCAAAAAGGAAGACAAACUGAAAGUCAUGAAAAAAAGUUCAAACGUACAACAUGCUACAGAUAAUGACAAACAAAGAAAAGUAAUAAAAGGAAGUCCAAAUGAACAAAAUGCCAAAGGACAUGUUAAAAUUGUAAGGAAACAUGUUCAAGAAGAGACUGACAUGGAUUUUUUUCUUGCAGAGUUAGAGCAACUGGAAAAUGACUUGGAUGUGGGAGUAAUGCACAGAACAUCAAGUCCAAAACAUCAAAUCCAAAUCCAAAACGAAGACAAACUAAAAUUUGUGGAUGAAAGUCAUAAGGAACAACAUGCUACAGAGGAUGAUAAACAGAGCAAAGUUGUCAAAGGAAAUGCAAAGCAACAACAUGAUAUGAAGUUAGAGAAACAAGCAAAAGACGAAACCGAAGGGAAUUUGUCAAGUGCCUGGGGAUCAAAUUCCAAAAAGGUAGACACACUUAAAGAUGCAAAAGAAAGUUCCAAGGACAAACAUGCUAGAGAGGAUGACAAAAAAAGAAAAGAAAAUGAACUCAUUCAAGAUGAAAAAACUGCCAAAGAACAUGUGAAAAAUAUAGGCAAACAAGUUGAAGAGACUACCAUGGAUUUGGUAAUUGAAGACCUUGAACUGCUGGAAAGUGGGAAUGAUGGGGGAUUGAAGCUCAAGAGAUCAAAUACUAAAAUGGAAGACAAACUUAAAGUGACAAAAGAAAGUCCAAAUGAAGAACAGGCUAAAAGAUUCGAGACACAAGUAAAAAAAGAAACCAAAGUGAAUUUGUCUAUUGAAAAGCUAGCACUAAUGGAAAAAGGCACCGAUGGAGGAAUGAAGAACAUGAGAUCAAAUCCCAAAAAGGAAAACAAACAAAGAAAAGCACUGAAAGAAAGACAAAUAGAACAAAAUGCCAAAGGAAGUAACAACGGAAAGACAAAGGACACACAAGUCAUAGAAGAGACCGACGCAACCUACAAGAAAGAAAUCCAAACAGAGAUGCCGAAGUCAAUUCUUGACAAGAUACGCAAUAAAAUCGACCAACACAGAAUCCAAAAGAAGGAAAAACAGAAACAAAAAAAUCUUAAAUUCCUUCAAGAAGCAUUGACCACUCAUGAAGUAUUAGAUGUGGCAUUAAACAUACAUGCCAAAAAGAAGCCUAGAAAAUGGGUCAAAUGCCAGGAUUUUUCAAUAUUUCAGUGUAAAUGAACUGCACCGUAGAUUCCCUGGAUGCUGCAAUCAACUGAAACGUGCCAUGUGGUUCUGGAACAUG
This is a messenger RNA of Esox lucius (northern pike), 1835 nucleotides long. RefSeq names its product myb-like protein X. The record is from RefSeq and is a predicted model, not a curated record. Bases 32 to 1771 code for a protein of 579 amino acids. Lineage: Eukaryota; Metazoa; Chordata; Actinopteri; Esociformes; Esocidae. The transcript has 2 exons.